This is a messenger RNA of Rangifer tarandus platyrhynchus (Svalbard reindeer), 639 nucleotides long. The record is from the annotation of a GenBank genome assembly. Lineage: Eukaryota; Metazoa; Chordata; Mammalia; Artiodactyla; Cervidae.
AUGAGGACCGCGGGGCUCUCUCUCAGCCCAGACAGCUCGGGCUACAGAGCCCCUCAGCCCAGCCUCUCGCCGCAGCUGCCAGCACCUCUGUGCAUGGGGUCCUUUGCUGAGGCUGGCGACCCGUUGCCUCCCGUGGAGCAGGCUGAAAUGUGGAGACUUGCUGUCCCCCGGGAGCAGACUCAGCAGGACCCCAGCAAUCGUACCCCUUGGGUGGAGACUCUGCACCAGCACCAAGGGCUCCCUGGUGGACUGAUUCCUUUUGCCCACAGUGGGGUCUUCCACAGUGGGAGGCAGGUCAGAAGGAGAAAGCUCCCGCAGCAUCAGGGACUGCCCCGCAGGACAGCUGCAGAGCUGGGUGUCCGGGGAGGCGUGGGCUGGGCUGUCUGCUGUCAGUGCUCCCAGACCCCGUCGGGCAGCCUCCCGGCAGCCCCCCUUCCCCACCAGAAGGGGUGCCCUGAAACCUGGACCCCCUGCUUCUUGCUCCCCGAUCCCCGUCGCCGCUCCAGCACCCGCCAGCACCUCCCACCGGUGCGGCCUGGUUUUCCCCUAAGUCCCCCCCGAGCUGCUCCCGCAGUGCGGCGCUCCAGCCUUCUAAAUGGGACCACUGACUCCGUGCCCGCCUUCGGCCUGUGGGUGUGA